GACCCACCAAAAUGCGCUUGUUAUCGUGUUACCUUGUCAUAUAGACCCAUCCGAUAGAUGUAACCGCUUUUGUCUCCCUUUUCCUUUCCCUCGCAUCUUCAUCUCGAUACUUUUCAAAACGUACCCGCCCUUAAUUUGCACGUUUGGAUUCCGCCGAUCUUCCAUCCUUCACAUAUAAACCUGUCAUUGCUUAAUUCACAUCAUGUCUACCUUGACCAAUAUUAAUCGAUAUCCCAAUGGUAGGUUUGCCAGCCAAUGAUCGCGCCAUUCUUUGUUCAUCGUUUUUAUUAUUGUUACUAAUAAAUAACCAAAACCGGCUGGACGUCUGUUUCUGGUGCAAAAAGAAUGGAUGAGAAAAUUACAUAUUCCUAGUCGAGUAGAUCUUAAUUUGCAGCGACCUGCAGCUGAAGGUUCGUUAAAGAUCGAAAUUGAGGAUAUCCCUCCUGAGCAUCUGCCAAGCGUCUCCUUGCGGGAAAAUGAGACUGCUUCAGUUACUAAACCGUCUGCUCACACUUUACCCAGUCGCGCUUCCCCACCAAUCAAUCCCAACCGUCCUAUCACCUCCUCUACGACAGAUCCAUAUUUAUCCUCAUUAUUGUCUUCAUCACCUAAAUCUGCCAUUGAUCAAAAGACGGCCGCACCAUCAUGUGAUAACUCGCCCAAUUGCCGCUGUUUUAAGUGUCAACGGCAACGUCGAUGGGCAGACAUUCAUAAGAAAACCAUCCCUGUCGCGCCUGCCAAUGCACCACUAACGCGAUCCAGCUCGGUUCAGCUUCUUCAGUCCAACCGUAACGUUCAUCCAACCGCGUCUUCUACGAGUCAUUCCUCCUCACCCACGCAUCCAUCCUCACCUCUCACCACGCUGCGAAAAUCAUCUUCCAUAUGCCUCCGCAAAACGCCGAGCUUGCAAUCUUACAACCGACAUCUUCCUCGACCGGUGUAUUCCGAAGCGGACAGCAUCUACCCUGUCGAUCUAAAAACGAUGCCGUCACCUACAGAGGUAAAAAAGCCGCCUUCCACCACCAGCAAUGAAGAGAAGAAGCAGGGUGACGAUGCAUACCAGAUUUCAUGGAAGGAUGACAGUGGCAAUGAUCUCUUAUCAUCCUUGCGCACCUUUCAAUACAUUUUUGACGAAAAGACGGACGAUAACCCAGAAGGAUUAUCUGAUCUACUGGAGGAACGUGCCAAAGAACUGCGUAUUAAAUCGUCGAAAAAACAUGAACAAGAGGAACCAAAAUUACCGCCACCACGAGAAGAUUGCUUAACACUAAGUUAUCGCAGUGGACCGCCUCAUCAGCAUCUGACCCUGUAUCAUACUAUGAAAAUGAAGAAAUCUCCGGAACGUACCGCAGCUUAUGUCAAGGCAUUCAAUCAUUGUGUAAAGGCAAACAGCGGCAUGUCAGGUUGGAUACAACGACAACGAGCACAAGAACCUCCAAAGAUGAUGUCGGCAGGUUAUGUGCCAUUGUAUCCGAAGAAGCACACCCAGAAACGGUCUUUAUUCCAUCCAAUGGCGAAAAAAAACAAAUUAGCAGAAGACCUAUGGUUCAGAACAACAUCAUCUUCCAUUGCAGAUUCUGCCCAACGAACGGCACAACAGGAACCCCCCACCUCCAUCCCGAUGGAUGUCCUAUCCGCAGCCCAUGCUCUUCUUCCCAACAAUUCUGUACCCGUUCACCAGAUCAUGAAUCGCACCGAUAAGGCUCAAUCUUACAGUCAUAUCGAUACGCCCCGUCCACCUCAACAGAGUCGAAACGAUCCUCAGACCUGCUCCGUAGCUCAGGAUGCCAGUAGCAUAUCGUCAGGAAGCAUAGAUGAAUCCUCUGCGACAAAGUCCCUGAAAGCAAGUCGGUUCUUUUCUUCUCUCAGCCGUCGAUCGUUAUGGGCUCACAGCGAAAGUAGCACAUCUAUUCAUUCGCUUGAAAAGGUAAAACAGCCUAAUCUGCAUCAACGGAAGCGUCUGGGGCUUACCAUAGCAAACGUAGGGUCACACGCCGGUAAAUCGACAGACACCUGAAGGGCCCGUAAGUUUGGAAGAUAUUACGGCACGGCUUAAUGAGGAAAACAAUCGAAAAGCCCUGGAUAAUCUGCGUGAGAUUUUGCCUCAUGUCGCUCCCAGUGUCUUGGAAGAGUACUUGCAUAAAGCGCAGGGCGAUUAUCGAACGGCAUUACAGUUGUGCAAAGAAGCCGUCGCGGCGGGUACUUUAAAAUAAAAUAAAAAAGUAAACGAAAAAUACAUGUCUAUUUAGUUGUAUUCUUUUUUAUAAAUGCUACUGCACAUCAUUAUCACUUUACUU
Radiomyces spectabilis is the source of this 2297-nucleotide messenger RNA. RefSeq lists its product as uncharacterized. Bases 350 to 2017 code for a protein of 555 amino acids. The record is from RefSeq and is a predicted model, not a curated record. Lineage: Eukaryota; Fungi; Mucoromycota; Mucoromycetes; Mucorales; Radiomycetaceae. The transcript is spliced from 6 exons.